Cuscuta epithymum is the source of this 816-nucleotide messenger RNA. Lineage: Eukaryota; Viridiplantae; Streptophyta; Magnoliopsida; Solanales; Convolvulaceae. The record is from the annotation of a GenBank genome assembly.
UCCGUCUGAUGCCUCCAUCUGCGUCUCUUAUGUCACCGUUAUUUCCCUCAAAGGACCUCCCACCUUCAAAUCGAUCAAGUUGCUCUGCCGGCCGCGAUGGCAGUUGAUUGCUCGCACACCCCACUUCUCGCAUUCGUACAAUCCAAGCAAGCGAUUGGAUCCGGGGUUUCUCUCCCAGACAGCGAGUCUUCUUCUCGGCUGAUUGUCAUUCAUUUUCUGGUUUUGAAGCUUUCAGAACACUCACAACACUGGUCUACACUUGUAGUUUUAUGUAUAGUACUCCAUCUUAGACAGUUGUGUUCUGACCAUUUCUUCUCUCUGGCUAUGUUCUCUUCCCAUUUCUUGCACUCGCGCAUUCACACUGCGUUGCUUCUGCCAGAAAGGCAAGGCAGGAAAAGCAACUCAUCAUAUGGUACUUUUUUAUAUGAGGAUUCAAGCAAUAUUUUUAACCCAACCUGUGAAAUAUGGAGUCUUUCCCUAUCUCCGGCGAAUUCAAGGGCGUACGAUUUUCCUGGUUUAACCGUUUAAGUACAAUCCCUGGACGAGAGUUUUAAAUGCAAAAAUUUCACUUUUUGUUAUUGCACUUUAGUUAUAGAACAUAAAGAUUAUUAUAAUACUUAGUAAUUAAUAAAAAGAAACUGAUCCCAAAACCCCAUGGUUGAGCUCUUACACCUGGACAAACUCCUGGAGUAUUUUCUACAUGAAGAGUACUUUGAGUCUUUCCAAAACCAUAUUAUGUAACCUAUACAGGACAACACAUAUGAAUAUGAGUUCAAUAGCUGCUGUAACAUCCCAAACUAAUCUGAUCUCAGAGGU